UAAAAGAACUUUCAUCGAUCGACGCGUCAUCGAAGUGACGUAGUUCGUGCCAUCUGUCAAAACAAGACGAGAGUUUCGCAUAUAAAAUGCAACGAAAUUAGGUGAAAUCUUCGAAAAUACUGCCGAAAACAUGUCCGAAAGUGAACUAGAAAGUGCGAUUUCCAUUCUGCAAGUGUGUGGAACUUCAAGAAACGUUUUAAAUGCCCUCAUAUUGAUUCGACAAAAAGUGGACUGGCCCAGAGGUCAAGAAAACGUUGCCAUACUUCGCUCGAAGGGAUGCUUGAAACAACUUACGCAUAUUUUGGUUAAAUCUCCCCAUAAAAGCUGUAUAGACACGUCGUUGAGUAUUUUAGGAAAUUGCCUGAUGGACAGAGCCUGUACAAGCGAAGUGGGCUCACAACACAAUAUUUUAUCUGUUUUAAACCAACUGCUUAAAAAAUACCCGAAGGAUGACAGUAUAAAUGGAAGAACGUUAAGAAUCAUAGGCAACAUGUGUCAACAUAGAGAUCAGUGGGCUAAUAUAAUUAUAGACCGUAAACCAGCAUUGGUGGUGAAUGCAGUUGAUAUAGUUAAUCGAGCAUCUAAAGAUGAACUUUCUGAAGGUGACAAAAUAUCUGAAGCGACUAUUAUCACUUCAUUAAGGGUGUUUAGGGAAUUGCUUAAUUGUAAUACGGUAAUGACUUUAGUUAAGAACAUGGGUGUUCUGAAAGCUGUUGGGUGUUUAUUUAUAAAAUACAGUAACGAUUGGAGGGAAAACAAGACAAAUGAGAAGAUAGUUUUGGAUAUUGUUCGAGUAAUUCAUGAGUAUUCGAAAUAUAAGUAUUAUCACUCUAUAUUAGAGAUGAGGAAUACUGAAAGAGGGGAUUCGCUACUCCAUUUGACAACGGUGUUGAUUCUGGCACCGAAACGUAUAGUUAAAAUAAUUAUGAACUUCAUAAAGAGUUGCCAGUUAAAGUCUGAACUACCAGUGAAUGAGAUAUGUACAAAAUUCAUUGAAGUUUUAGAAAAUCAUUCGAUUACAGAGGAGCUUCCUAGUAAUUACACUGAAUACUUGCAGUGUUUCUGCCUAUUACUCGACCAUCCCGCUAAUAGAAAUGCCGAAAGAUGCGGCAAGGCUGUGCCGUUGCUAAUAAAAGUCCUUAAAGAACUAGAUCAACCCUCAAAUAAUGUGGUGGAAUCUUGUGUUAUGCUUUUGAAUACGCUGAACAAAUUCAAGUACGAUCCGAAAUUGUUACUGGACCAAUUACAAAACGGCAUUGUGCCAGUUUUGAUCGAGAAAUUGACCUGGUUGGUCGGCGCUCCGGACAGUUUGAACUUGAAACAUCUCAGCGAGAAAAAACGGAAGUAUUACGCUCACAGCAGUCCGAUAGUUAAAGUUAAAAAGAAGCGUAUAGAGGGUGAUCUGCCUAGGGAGUGCAUUCUAAAGUCUCCAUCGCCAUCUUCGAGCGACGAUGAAACGGAUAUGCUGUACGACAGGUUUUUGAAUCGUAUUUGCAACCGGUACGACCGAAGUCCAAGUUCCUGUUCGAAUUCUUCCGACGGUAAUCCUCCGCUGUCUUGGGGCGAAGCUAGUUCUAGUUGCAGUCCUGCACCUUCCCUAGUCGACGAAUCAGAUUCUGAUAACUAUUCACCAGUAUGUAGUGAAUCUGACGAAAGAGAUUUUCCCCUACCAAAUCCUUUGGAUGAUUAUUCAGAUCCAGCGCCUCCUGUACCAGAUUUGGACGAUUCUAUGGACAAUGACGAUACUUUAGAAGAAGUUGAAGAAUCUAACCAGGCAGUGUGCGACACUUUAAAAAUCGAACUCAUGAUGGAAAUAAUGAAACUCGUGAAGAGUUACAUUCAGCUGAAGCCCGCAGUUCCUCAACUGGUCAACCUAGAUCUGUUCAUGCAGCUCACUAAGUGCGCUUUAAAAAAUACCUACGACUUGGAAAUGUUUUGCGACCUUCUCAGCAAUCACGAGUAUAUCAUUCCUCUAAUGCAAACCGACUUCGUCCACAUCAUAUGCUCGAUUAGAGACUCUUUACCAGCUCAUGAAUUCUGCUUCAAAUGUUCAAUAAAUAACCACGUGACCGCAUCGAUUUUGAACAAAAUAUCCGAGGUGGCAGAAUCGGCAGCGGGUAGGGGUGAGAUCGCGCACAAACUGAUGAGGGGCGACAACAAAUUGAAACAGAAAAUUGUCAUGGUCAUUCCCUACAUCAUAAGAAAUCGUUCGAUUCUCGGCAAAUUCAUGCUGAACUGUGGCGGUCUUGAAAUCCUCAUGACGAUGCUUCGUCAUAGAAACGAACAAGAAAAUCGACGCAGCCUGAAGACGCUGUGUCAAAUGGCCAGCCACAGGCUCUUAAUAGCCAAUCCCAGGGAACUGUCCAACACCCUAAACAAACCGAAAAUCGUCGCCAACAAAUACAAACCUCCGGAACCGCACAAGAACAUCGUCAGCUUCGUUUUGGACGAUGAAAGUGUCGUUAAAGCCGACCGAGACUUCCUCAGUGCGAAAUCCGACUUUUUUAACGGUCUCCUCAACGGACAUUUCAAGGAAAGUACCGAGUCCGAGGUGGUACUGGCCAAAGUCGACUCGAAAAGCUUCAAAUGUCUGCUGCAUUUGUUGGAGAACGUCGAUAGAACUGAGACGAUCGAGAUAGAUUUGGACUUGGACGCUUUGCUGGACGUUAUAAUGCUGUGCGAUCGGUUUCUUUUGACAGAACUAUGUAUGGCGCUCACAGAUUCAGUGGAGCAGUACCGGAUAACCACCAAAACAGUUCCAAUGAUCUACAAUUGGAGUGUCGUGUCCGCUACAAACCUCCUAAGAGUGGAAAGCGUCGCCUACGCUCUGGUAGUCAGAGUUGACGAGAAAGAACGAUUCUCGAUGUUCGAGAAUUUGUUUCGGUUGGGUUGCAAGGAUCAGUUGUUGGAAGACAUGCAAAAUUUGCUCGUGAGGUACCUGACAUUGAGCGAUUACAACCAGAGAGUGAGGGAUUUGUAUGGGAAGAGGAAAAACAUGAAGGAUCGGAUGAGAGACCAGCUGCUGAAAGAGUAUGUUUAGUAAUUGUAAGUGUUUUGUGUAAUAAUAAUUAUUUUAAAGUCUGUGAUAUGAUAUAGUUUAAAUUAAGUAAUUGUUUAGGUGUAUAUUGACGUAUAAAUGACUUAUUUCUAUAAAAUAAUUCUAAUAAAAUAAUAAAUUUCUA
Molecule: messenger RNA, 3182 nt
Organism: Sitophilus oryzae (rice weevil)
Lineage: Eukaryota; Metazoa; Arthropoda; Insecta; Coleoptera; Curculionidae
Gene: Rnb
Exons: 11
Coding region: 131-3040 (969 amino acids)
Biological process (GO): anatomical structure morphogenesis
Cellular component (GO): cytosol
Molecular function (GO): protein binding
Source: RefSeq, a predicted model, not a curated record